AUGUGUCUUGAUACCAUCGAGGAACAUUAUCAGAGUUCCGAGAGCGAGCCCAAGUAUGCACGCAACCUUGUUCAUCAAGAAAAGAUAGUAUCUAAUGAUGAUUGCAGCGCCUGUCACAUUGACCCUCUUAGUUUCGAUACUGAGAUGUCCUUCGCAGUUGACCACUCUUCAGCUGAGUCCAUCGAUCCUGACAUCGAGAUGGCCUUUGGAGUCAACACUCACUCAGUGGGAGAUUUUGAAGGCAACAAUUUGGAAAUCCCAGAUGCCGAGACUUGCCUCUUCUGCGCAAACGGUAGCAACUCCUUCGAUGAGAGUCUGGCUCACAUGAAGGCAAACCACAACUUCAAUAUCCCCAACAAAAGCCGUCUCAACAGCGAACCUGUCAAUUUAGUUGAUUAUUUUCGUCACUUACGGCUCAAAGACGAUUCUACCACCUAA
Messenger RNA from Fusarium venenatum, 438 nucleotides. NCBI's taxonomy places the organism in Eukaryota, Fungi, Ascomycota, Sordariomycetes, Hypocreales, Nectriaceae. The record is from RefSeq and is a predicted model, not a curated record.